Messenger RNA from Bombus pascuorum, 2429 nucleotides. RefSeq lists its product as uncharacterized. The transcript is spliced from 2 exons. Lineage: Eukaryota; Metazoa; Arthropoda; Insecta; Hymenoptera; Apidae. Bases 1 to 999 code for a protein of 332 amino acids. The record is from RefSeq and is a predicted model, not a curated record.
AUGAUCAUUUAUUCGAAAAUGAAUAUAGUUAGCAGUGUAGAAAAUAAUAACAAAGAUGAUAAAAUUGAAACGAUUCUUAAUAUGCUAAGGAAUCAAGCAGAUCAGUGUAGUACUGUGGAAGAGGAUAAGCCAUUGGAACCCGAGUUAACGAUGGAUCAAAGGAUCCAACAAUUGGUGAUGGAAGAAAAGCAAUUGUCGACAAAGUUCCAAAAAGUCAGAAAGGAACUAAGACAUUAUGAGAAGAAAUAUGAAAGGACGUUGAGGAAGAAAGUGAAACGCAUGAAGGUACAGAUUAAAGAGGACUGCAGGAAAUUAAAAGAAAUAAAACAAAAAUAUCUUGAACUACUCUCUCAGCUAGAUACAGAAUCUUCUAAAUUGGAAAUACAGGAAGAGGAGAAAUCAGAAGAAGCAAGCAACUCUUUAAACGUAGAUAUGCUGUCAUCUCAAUUGAAUCGAAAUGAUAUAUCGCUUAGUAGGAAGAUUAAAAUUAGCAUUAAGAACAAUGAAAACUCAUGCAGCAGUGAGAUACAUUUCGUUCACGGUAUUAAUGGGCAAAAUGCGUUUACAAAUCUAGUUAAACUUGUAAAACCUAUGACCCUGAACACUCGAGAAUGUAGAAUUAUCUUGCAAAAGUUAACAGAAGAGCAAAUUAACAGAUAUAUUGAUCAGAAGAGGUUAAGUCAACCACAAAUAGAAUAUAAAGAAAUAACGCAAGAUUGUUUACAAGAAAUCAAUAAAAGUAUCGUUUGCCCAAAUUGGCACAUAAAAAUUCCAAAAUCCGUAUUUGAAGAAAGUCAGAAGGAAAGUAGAAAAUCCGUAUCUGAAGAACGUCAGAAGGAAAGUAGAAAAUCCAUAUCUGAAGAACGUCAGAAGGGAAGUAGAAAAUCCGUAUCUGAAGAACGUCAGAAGGAAAGUAGAAAAUCCGUAUCUGAAGAACGUCAGAAGGAAAGUAGAAAAUCCGUAUCUGAAGAAACUUCUUGUUCAGGAGAAGUCAUUUAAUUAGAUUGAUACAACUGACUAUUAGUAGUAGUACUUAUGUUAUAUGUUAACCAGAAAAUUUUGUAUAUGUCAAUAUCUUUCUGAAUUUUUGUUACUACACAACAAUACAGAUUAGUUGCAGAAAUAGUUUUAAUAAGAAAAUAUAUUCAAAAGAUAUAAUUGUGUAACAAAACUUCAAGCAAGUGUUGCCUCAUUGAUAUUGCAUUAAUGAUGACACCUAUGCAGUGUUUCGCUCAAGGUACAUUCAGUGUAAUUGAGCAUUAGAAGAAAAAAAGGAAUCAGAUUUUGAUGCCAUUUAUUUUCAUUUCAUAUAUUGCUUUUGGGAUAAACUAAACGAAAGACAUGAUUAAAAUAUGGUUACGAUAAUAAUUCAGAGAUCUGAAACAAUAUAAUAUUAAAAAAUAAAUUUCAUAAAUAUCAUAUCACUCAUAAAAUAAUCAAUGUUGUAUAUGCAGCUUUAUCUAAAAAUUUGUUUGAAAUAAUUUAUUUUUUUAUUUUAUUUCAUUAAUUUCAGCACUAUUAGUACAAAGAUAUGAUAUUAAGUUCUUCUUUUAUAUUUAUUAAAAGAAACCUUAAGUAUCUUUUUUUCCAUUUACAUUUCAUUGGUAACAAUAAUUUCAUCUUUUAUAUAAAAUUUUAAUUUUGUUAGAAAAUAUAUUUCUAAAUUUCAUCUAUCUCAUAUUCAUAAAAUCUUCUCAUCCAUUCAUUUUAUUGGCUUCCAAAUUGUAAAAGAAUUAUAGAUUUAAUUGUUACAAGGUAAUAUUUUUAGCAGAAAGCAACCUUAAAAAUAUUACAUCAUUUGAAAUGUAAUAUAACAUUUUGAAUAAAACAUGACUAUAUAUAUUUGUUUGUACCGUCACAGUAAAUUAUGUACCAUUUUAUUGUCAACAUAUAAUUUUAACAAAUAGAGUUCAAUCUUUUGGUGUCUUGUCUUUUUAAUAUGUAUAAAUGUGAAAUUAAAAAUGUUAAUAAUUAAAUAUUCAAAAUAAAAGCACUUACUACACAUGUAAUUAUCGCAAUGUGAAGAAUUUGAUAUCAGUAUUAAAAUAUAAAUGGAAUAAAAAGGAUGUUUUCCUUUAAUAAUAACAAUAAUAAUAAUUAUUAAAGUGCUUCUUCUAUAAAUAGUUAUAUUAUAUGAAUAGUUUUUAUGGUAGAAAAUGUCAAUUAAUAUAUAAAUGACGAUAUUUUGGUCUAACAGGUUUAUUGUGUAGAAUGUAUGCUGCUAUAAAAGGUAUAUAUACAUAUUCAUAUACAUAUACAUAUAAAAUAUACUUUGUAUUACCAUAAAAUAGUUGUAAAAGUAGAAAAAUAUUUCUGAAUUAUUAUAAAAAAGUAUUUUAUAUUUUUAUUGUAAGAUAAUAAUAUCUUAAUUUGUGAAAAAUACAUGUAACAAUAAUUUCUAAUAAUAUCAUACUCAUGUAAUUCUUAAA